Leptopilina boulardi is the source of this 1182-nucleotide messenger RNA. RefSeq names its product ER lumen protein-retaining receptor (gene KdelR). Lineage: Eukaryota; Metazoa; Arthropoda; Insecta; Hymenoptera; Figitidae. The transcript has 3 exons. Gene Ontology annotation, molecular function: ER lumen protein retrieval receptor activity. Gene Ontology annotation, cellular component: cis-Golgi network; membrane; endoplasmic reticulum. The record is from RefSeq and is a predicted model, not a curated record. The coding region runs from base 129 to 767 and encodes 212 amino acids. Gene Ontology annotation, biological process: endoplasmic reticulum to Golgi vesicle-mediated transport; protein retention in ER lumen.
UUACCUGGCUGUACUCUAUGCUUUGAUCGGAGCCACGUCAUAUUUGUUGGUUGUGCAGUUGGAUUCGCGGGGUCUUUUUUUCUCGCUUUUCCCGUUUUUAAAUCGGUAUAUUGUGAAAAUUUCAAGCAAUGAAUAUAUUCCGCCUUUUGGGUGAUUUAUCUCACCUUCUUGCGAUUAUAGUUCUUCUCCUUAAAAUAUGGAAAACAAGGAGUUGUGCCGGCAUAAGCGGUAAAUCGCAAAUUUUAUUUGCGAUUGUAUACACAACGCGGUACUUAGAUCUGGUAACCACGUACAUUUCGGCGUACAAUACUUUUAUGAAAGUAAUAUUUAUUGCUGCUUCUGGUGCUACCGUUUUUCUAAUUUAUAUUAAAUUCAAAGCAACAUACGAUCAUAACCACGAUACAUUCAGAAUUGAAUUCCUGGUGCUACCAGCUCUAGUCCUAGCUUUGGCAAUAAACCACAGUUUCUCAUUUGUGGAAGUACUUUGGACCUUCAGUAUUUAUUUGGAGUCCGUGGCCAUUCUACCCCAACUAUUUCUCGUAUCGAAGACAGGAGAAGCUGAAAGUAUCACUAGCCAUUAUCUUUUCGCACUAGGAUCAUACCGAGGACUUUAUCUUUUGAAUUGGGUUUAUCGUUAUUAUGCAGAGGAUUAUUAUGAUUUGAUUGCAAUUGUUGCAGGUCUAGUACAAACUGUUUUGUAUUGCGACUUUUUCUAUUUGUACAUUACCAAAGUUCUUAAGGGCAAGAAAUUACAGUUGCCCGCCUAGCCGACCAAAAGUAUUAUAUUUAAUACUAUUUGCCUGCAAUUGGCUCUCGAUCGAGCUUCAAUUGUAUACAUGUGGGGCUCAACAAAAGAAAGCGAACGUUUUAUACAAAUUGUGCGUUGUUCGUACCAAGCCCAAUAUUUCUUGGACAUGAAUUUUUCAUCGCGUUUCUCAUUAUCUUUGCAUCGCGCUGCACAAAUCGCAUACUGAGUAAACGUUUAAGUUAAUCUAGUGCUUAAAGUAAUAGAGUGUACUGUACAUUGAAAUUGUAUAAUAAUUAAUCAUCUUGAAUAAUAGUGAAAUUGGUAUUGUACGCUAGAAGCGAAAGGAUCAGAUAGAUAAACAAAUAAUGUCUGCCUAUAAUAUUUAAGUUGUUAUAAUUACGAUUUUUAUUAAUUAAAUGACUAUAAUUAUUGAA